This is a messenger RNA of Bombyx mori (domestic silkworm), 1625 nucleotides long. RefSeq lists its product as uncharacterized. The record is from RefSeq and is a predicted model, not a curated record. Bases 1 to 1599 code for a protein of 532 amino acids. NCBI's taxonomy places the organism in Eukaryota, Metazoa, Arthropoda, Insecta, Lepidoptera, Bombycidae. The transcript is spliced from 4 exons.
AUGGGAAUCAAAGAAAACCUACGAGAAUCAACGAGGCUGGUGCAGAGCGUGCACCGCCCAAGAAUCAGUGAACUGCGAAGAUAUGGAGAAGGAAUAGAAGACCACGGAAACUAUAUCUUACACUACAAAGGUGAAACGCCAGGCCUUUAUGGAGUAGGGUUCCUAAUAAAAAAGAGGCUAUCCGACAAAAUAGAAGAAAUCAAAGGAAUCUCUGAGAGAAUAACUGUGAUGAACAUAGUGCUUUCUGAUAAAAUAUCAGAUAAAUGGACUAUUAUACAAGCAUACUCACCAACUGAAUCAGAAAAGAAAGACGACAUAGCAAAAAUAGAAAAGUUCUAUGGUGACUUGCAAACAACUAUCGACAAUUCAUACAGAAACAUUAUCGUUAUGGGCGAUUUCAAUGGGAAGCUGCUACAUGAACGGAAGAUACUGCUACAAGGAACACAGGAUAAAGAUAGCCGUGCAAAAAUAGCAGAAAUUAGUAAGAGGAUAAAUGAAAAGAUCAGGAAAGACAAGAAAACAAAAAGACAAAACACCUUAAAAAAACACAUUCAGAGAACCGGCGGAAUAAAGAAGGCAAUAAAGGAAUUAAAAAUUAAAAAGGACUGGAUGCCACGCGUAAUAACUAAAAGUGGACACGUAACAAAUUUCAACAAAGCUUUCGAUUCCUUAGAACAUGAAUAUAUAUGGAGAGCUUUACACAGUCAGGGAAUAGAAGAAAAAUAUAUAAGUAUUCUCAAAAAGGUAUACUCCCGGAGUACCGCACAAAUGAGAUUCGAAAGAACUGGUGAGGAAUUCCCAAUUGAACGAGGCGUUAGACAAGGAGAUCCCAUAUCACCUAAGCUAUUUUCAGCAGUUCUGGAGAUGAUAUUCAGGGAUCUCGAAUGGAAUGCAAAUAAUGGACUCAAUAUAAAUGGGGAAAAUUUAAACCACCUUCGCUUUGCUGACGACCUGAUUCUAUUUUCAGAGUGCCCGAAAAGAUUAGAGGAAAUGCUACAGCAAUUAUCAGAUCAAAAUGCCAAAGCCGGGCUCUCAAUAAAUCCCACAAAAACGAAGCUUAUGACAAAUUCUUCAAAGGCAUACAACGUAAAAUUAAACUCUAAACACAUAGAAUACGUUGACGAGUAUGUCUACUUAGGACAGUUGAUCUCUACCACUGACAACAUGCAAAAGGAAAUUGAUAGAAGAAUUGCCAACACAUGGAAGAGGUAUUGGUCCCUUAGUGAAGUUAUGAAGGACAAAGAGAUGUCCAUAAAAGAUAAAAGAAAAAUCUUUAACUCGUGCAUCCUACCCUGUUUGACGUACGGUUGCCAGACAUGGGCGUUAACCGAAAAAUUAACAAAUAAAAUACAGGUAUGUCAGAACAGCAUAGAAAGAAGUGUCAUUGGUGUCAAGAGAAGAGACAAAGUAAGAUUAUCGGAAAUAAAAAGACUUACUAAAUUUAAAAACGCUAUCCAAAUAAGUAGAACGCUGAAGUGGAGAUGGACAGGACAUAUCUUAAGAGAGAAAUACGAGAAAUGGACCAAAAUAAUUACAGAGUGGUACCCACGGGAUGGCUGUAGAAAAAAAAGGAAGACAGCCAAAACGUUGGGAAGAUGAAAUAAGGAAUGUCGCCGGCCCGCAUU